AUGAAUCAAUUUAUUAUUGUUUUAUUAUGGACCAUCAAUUGCUACGCGAUGGAUGAACCUCGGAUGAAUCCGGCUGCUUUCCGAAAUACGGGACCACCGACGUUUACGAGAGAAAGGGCUCCUUCGACUUCUCCUAGGCUUCUGCAAGAACACCCAAGCAACAAUCUCAAUGGAUGGGAGCCCAAUAGACAAGCAUUUCAAGUGAAUCCAUCGAUUUAUCUGUCCCCUCGACCUUGUCAGAUGGAUCUAGAAGCUCUCCGUCCCGCUCGCGUGGACGAUUCCGUCAAGUACUAUAGACCGGAUAUAGGUCCAAAUGGAAAUUCAGAGGAGGAGGGUGUGUCGUUUAGGCUAAGAGAAUGUCCUUUGGUUCUCAGUCGGCCAAUCGAAUAUCAAGACUUGGCUUCAAAAUCAAGCAGGAUAUUAUCUCCGCAGGAUAAGAUGAAACGAAAAAACUCGGAUCCUCCCGACAAUAAUGACUCGCCAUCGGUGCAGAGAUCUCGGAAUUUUAGCAAGUUAAGGGGCGCUUUGAUCGAGCCGGAAGAACAUGAACCGGGUUCUUCUUCCACAGGCGAUAACAAUUGUAUCAUCCGUCGAUUGCCCCCGAAUUUCAGCUCCAGUCCUACCUUAAUGUCAACGUCAAGUAAACUCCUUAAUACAGCUACUAAUCAAGAAUGGAUUUUGGCGAGAGAAGGUAUAAGUGAUUCGAGUACCACCCACCGGCUUCCUCCAAGCACUCCGCAUCAGUUUACAAUGAACAAUCCCCAUCAUAUUCCUAUCAACAAUCAAGGCCUCGCGUCGACACAUUCGAGAAUAGUUACGAAUUCCGGUAGCAAAGGACAGAUUCCUGGCCAUGAGGAAGACCAAAUAGGACAUUUACUAGUCUUUGAUAAAACGGUCUUCGGCUAUUCGACCGCAAACAUCUUCCAGGUGUGUUUGAACAGAGACACAGAAAUUUUACAACUGAUCUCCAAACUGAUUGACACACUACAAGUUGAAAAACUGGAGAUGUCAGAGUUUAUGUUUGCUGAACACUAUCAGGGAUAUUUCAGCAGAAACAGAAAAACAACAAACUCCGCGGAAUAUGACAAAGAGAUUGCGUCUGAUAGAACAAAAGAUCUUACAAAUCAUAGACGAAAAAGCCUCCAUGAAUCAUUCAAAACACUCUUGGAAAACCAGCAGGUUUGGCUUACACAUUGGAACAAGAUAACAGGCAGCGACAUCACUUCUUUUGCUAAAAAGACAGAAACUAGUGAAUCUUUUAGAUUGCGGAAUCUUCUCAUAAUAUUCCUAUUUUAUGUUGAGAUGAUGAAUACAAUCAUACCUAGUGGCCCAAAGCUGCAAGAAGAAGUAGGAGGAAAACUAAAAGAAGCAGUAGCUUUCUUCAAAAAUUACUUGCUCACAGGCGCCUCUGCAGAUAAAAAAAUCGUGGCCAACGAAGACCUUGAAAAUCAAAAGAGGAUAAAAGAAAAGGCUUCCAAUUCACGAUCCCUUGCUCGUUACUCUGGUCUUUGGACUUUGUUGGAGGCGUGGAUGAAAUCAUGCAGGAAAAACCUCCAUCACAAGAUUACAAUAGAGCGUGAAAAGACUCUUCAUAAUACAAAAAAGUUCUUCAGUACCAUUUUCAACCACUCUAUUGACCAGUUAUGCAAUAGAUUGAAAGGAAAACAAUGA
Molecule: messenger RNA, 1671 nt
Organism: Puccinia triticina
Lineage: Eukaryota; Fungi; Basidiomycota; Pucciniomycetes; Pucciniales; Pucciniaceae
Exons: 1
Coding region: 1-1671 (556 amino acids)
Source: RefSeq, a predicted model, not a curated record